GCAGGUUGGUCCGGAACGCCGCGCCGUGCACAAAUCCCCCGCACAAACACGCAUUACCCCGGCAUUACGAUCCCAAUGAAUAAGUCAUUACUUAAACGACGAGCAGUCUACCUGCACAAGCUAGCCUGAUGGCUUCCAGGCCAGACACACUUUCACAACGAAUUACCAAUGCUCGCCAACAUCUACACUGUGAUCCUGGCCCUUCCCGUAGCCUUUUUAGGCUAUUGGGCGGUACAGAUCCUCUCCAUCUGGAUUCGACUUAGAGGAGUUCCGGGGGUACGGGCGCCAGUCCUGGCUAACAACCCCAUCUCAUCCAUUCGUUGGAUGCUCAAAACACUACACAUGCAAAAUCAAAAUCGCUUGUAUGAGCAUUUUACUUCAGCCUUUGACCGGGCUACACCUCAGUGUCCCAACACUGUGGAAUUCCAAGUUGGCAGACGCCGUGUUCUUAUGACCAGAGACCCUGAACAAGUCAAAACGGUCCUUACCGGCAAGUUUGCAAGCUUUGGAAAGGGAAAAAUGGUUCAUGAUGCAGCGAGUCCUUUUCUAGGCGAUUCCAUCUUUACCACCGAUGGCCAUCAGUGGCAGCAAAGCCGCACUUUGAUCCGACCCAUGUUUGUCAAAGAUCGCGUUCGUGAUAUCGAGAUCUUUCACAGCUGUGCUGAGGAGCUCAUGACCAAGAUUGUUCCCGGACAAUCAGUGGAUAUUUCUGAUCUCUUUUAUCGCAUGACGCUGGACGUCACAACCGAAUUCCUCUUGGGCCACAAGGUUGGCGCCUUGGAGAACCCACGUAGCGAAUUUAGCAAAGCCUUUACCGAAGUGCAGCGCAUGCAAGUGGUUCGCGUCAUUCUCUUCCCUUUUCGCCACCUUAUUCCAUUGCCAGGGUACUUUUCCGGUAUCAGAACAAUCGAAAGAUUUGCUGAUCCCUACAUUGAGGCCACCCUAAAAUUGAAUCCAUCCGAUCUGGAAGACCUAUCCAAGUCAGACAAGGGCUUUAGCUUCUUGCACCAGAUCGCCCUCUUCUCGCGUGACCCCAAAGUUAUUCGGGAUCAAAUCUUUGCCGUGCUCAUUGCUGGCCGAGACACUACAGCGGCGACCCUGUCCUGGGCCAUGUACGAGAUUGCUGCACAGCCUACCAUCUGGCAGAGGCUACGCGAGGAGACUCUCGACCGUUUAGGGAAGGACGGCGAUCCAACCUACGAAGACUUGAAAGGAUUGACGUUUCUUAAUCACACGAUCAACGAGACGCUACGCCUAUACCCGGCCGUCCCAUACAACCUUCGAUCAUGCCUUCAAAACGCGACGCUUCCAGGCAAGCCGGGCCAGCCCGAUAUUGCCGUCUGUGAGGGAGAUGUCAUCAUGUACAGCACAUAUGCUAUGCAACGUCGACGAGAUCUCUAUCCAGAGGUUUCGGACAAGUUUGCCGAUCCUGCUGUAUUUAGCCCUGAACGCUGGGAGAGCUGGACACCAAAGCCGUGGCAGUUUAUUCCGUUCAACGGCGGCCCGCGCAUUUGUAUCGGCCAGAACUUUGCCAUGACAGAGAUGGCGUUUACGAUGGUUCGCCUGCUACAGAAAUACAGUCGCGUCGAGUACCGUGGUGAUUGGUCUGCACAGUUUCACAAAGCCGAGCUUGUCGGCUGUCCCGGGCAAGGCGUGCCUAUAGCACUGUAUGAGGAUUAAUGAAUGUUUCCUGCAGCCUCUGUUCUGGAGCCAACUAUUUCACCAGUCGGGUCUCGGUGCUCCAUCAUAUUUACGCGUUGACGUGUUUUGGGCUACUA
Molecule: messenger RNA, 1778 nt
Organism: [Torrubiella] hemipterigena
Lineage: Eukaryota; Fungi; Ascomycota; Sordariomycetes; Hypocreales; Clavicipitaceae
Source: the annotation of a GenBank genome assembly